UAUUUAUGUAAAUUGAACUCUUCAUAUAAAAUAAUAGAAUGCUGAUAAAAUAUUUUGAAAAGAAACAAUGGAUAAAAACCAUUCAUAGGUUAACAUAGGUAUAUGCAAGUCUAUGGGCAAGUUGGUAGUGUGUGACACUUAAUUAAUUAUCAUAAACUAGCAGGUGAAAUAAAUGUUGAUGCAUCAUUAUUAGGAAUACAAAAAAAAAAACCGCAUUUAUUAUCAUCUAAGUGCGUAAUUAAUUAAUAAAACCGAGUUYUGAUAUGUGAUAGAGAAUGAGUAAAUAUAAAAAAAAGAUAAAUCAUUGUGCUGUGUUUAAGCAACGAACGAAAAAUGACGAUAACGAUGAAUUAUCGAAUUCUAUGAUAAUGCGUGCAAGAAAAACUGGUCAACUUAAUCUAUCCUCGAGAGGAUUAUUUACUGUACCAAGUAGGGUAUGGACUAUAAAUGAAUUAACAGAAGAUGAAUUAAAAGAAUUAAAUUUUGAACUUGACUACGAUGAAACAGAGCAGCGAUGGUGGGAACAAGAACCUUUAAAAAUAUUAAACUUAAGUUGUAAUAGUCUAACUACUAUUGAUGCACAAAUAGAUAAUUUAAAUAAUCUUACAGAACUGGAUUUACACAGCAACUUAUUACAAAAAUUGCCAAAGGAAAUAGGAAAUCUAACGAAAAUGAUAACUUUAGAUUUAUCACAUAAUAAAUUAGAAGAAAUACCUACUCAAUUUUACCGUCUUUUGGAAUUACAUAAUUUAAAUUUGAAGAGCAAUCUUUUAAAAGAGCUAGACACUGGAAUAACUGAUUUAAUUAUGCUAAGCCAUUUGGAUUUAUCUCAUAAUAAUUUAAUUGAAUUACCUAUCGGGAUUGGGUAUCUCGUUAGACUUAUUUUUUUGGAUGUGAGCCAUAAUUCUUUGAAAAAUUUACCACCUGAUAUAAUGAGUAUGAGAGCAUUACAAAAGUUGAUUGCGAGUUAUAACGAAUUAAAAGAAUUACCAUCUCUAAACGAAUUACGAAAAGUUGAAAUAAUAAUGUUACAAAAUAACAAAUUAACAAUAUUUCCUGAUUUAUCUGGAUGUGUCGCAUUAAAAGAACUUCAUUUAUCAGAAAACAAUAUCGUUGAUAUUAAUAUGUUGCAUUUAGAAGAAGUUAGACAAUUAAAAGUAUUAAUUCUAAGGAAUAACAACAUAAAAGCUAUUCCGGAAGGAAUAAUUCAAUUUAUAAAUUUGGAGUACCUUGAUUUAUCAAAUAAUAAUAUAUCUUUAAUACCAGUAUGCAUUGGUAUAAUGCCAAAUUUAAAAAAGUUCUCUAUUGAAGAAAAUAAUAUACAAAAUGUAAGAGCUGAUAUAAUACGAUGUGGUACAUCCCGCAUUUUAAAACAUUUACAACAAAGUGUAGACAUCGCUAAUAUAAAUGUAAAUGACUCAAUGUUAUCGAAUACAAGCACAAUUGCAUACCCAAACAAAUAUAUGAUGAAAAAUACAAGAAUGUUAAGUCUAGCAGGUCAUAAUUUAACCGAGUUGCCAAUAGAAGUAUUAGAAGAUGCAAAUACAGCGGGUGUAACUUUAAUUGAUUUAAGUAGAAAUCAAAUGCAUGAAUUACAUGAAAUGUUUUCUGUAAUAACAACAGUUACAGAUUUGAAACUAACAUCUAAUAAUCUAACACAUUUACCAGAAUGGAUUGGUGAAAAAUAUAAACAUUUGCAGGCACUGGAUUUAAGCAAAAAUCAUUUGUUAUCAUUACCAUCAACAAUUGGUUUACUAAAAUAUUUACGAAAUAUUGAUAUUUCUUUUAACAGAUUCACAGAACUACCAGAACAUAUUUAUGAAAUAAGUUCUCUGGAAACGUUAGUGAUAAAUGAUAAUAUGGUAACGAAUAUCGAUGUUCCGUCAUUAAAGAAACUAAAAAAACUUGCUGUUUUGAAUCUUGCAAACAACAAUAUUGACAAUGUGCCAGCAGAAUUAGGAACUUUAACAAAUAUAAGGUCACUCAUGUUAUCUGGAAAUUGUUUUAAAAAUCCAAGACAAGCUAUUUUAGCCAAAAGUACAGAGGAAAUUCUUGCAUAUUUGCGUAAUCGAAUACCUCAAUAACCAUAAAAGAGA
Polistes dominula (European paper wasp) is the source of this 2096-nucleotide messenger RNA. Its product is annotated as leucine-rich repeat-containing protein 40. Gene Ontology annotation, molecular function: protein binding. Lineage: Eukaryota; Metazoa; Arthropoda; Insecta; Hymenoptera; Vespidae. Gene Ontology annotation, cellular component: cytoplasm. The record is from RefSeq and is a predicted model, not a curated record.